AUUGAGGGCGGGGUUUAUCGUUAUUUGCUCGAGCCAGCGAACACAAACCGCAGUUCCGUUCCUCGGUAAGGUUUAAGCAUCGCCGGCGGCGAUGUCGACUGCGAGUAUGGGCGGCGCCACCAGGUUCCUGAUGCUCCUCGCCACUCCUAUCCCCCCGCGCUGCCCCUCCCUCCUCCGCCUAGCUCGCCUCCACCGCCGCCGCCGUCGCCAUCUCCGCCACCUGUCUCCUCUCCCCUCGCUCUCUCUCCACCGCCACAUCCUCAGCGCUUCUGCCGACUAUUCCCUUCCGCUGGGAAUCAAGUGCUCUUCGCGACAUUUUCAUGCUCAGAGCAACGCCGUCAGAGACGAUCGAUUCUCCGACUCCGCUCAUCCGUGGCCGGAGUGGCUCAAUUUCGUCAGGAGCUUGUCCGCCGGUGGUUAUUUCGGUACGGGGGGAUCCGCUGCAGCCGCGGCGCGGGGGAUUAGAGGCGAGGCUGAGUUCUUGGCGGGCGUGGAACUGCAGGAGGAGUUCGUUCGUGCAGCUGAGGCUGGCUUGGCCUACGCGCGCGAUCGGCCUCAUCUUUUGAGAGCACUCUCGAAGCGAGAUAUAGACGUGCUGGUCGAAAAUGGUGCUCCUUUCCUGUUCAAGAACGCUGAUGAUUCCAUCAGAAAAUUGAGGGCUUUCAUGAGUGCCGACGAAGUUGGUACUGUUGAUGGAAAUAAAGCGCAGACAAUUGAUUUGAUGAGGUUCAUAUUGAGUUAUGCCUGCAGUCCCCUCACACCAGAGAAAAGUUACUUCAGUAACCAAAUUUUUAUUGCAUCUGUACGGAAUCUGCUCCAAGAGAUGGCAAAUUUAAGUCAUACUCCACCAUCAAACUUUGCUGGUUCUCUUGAGAGCCAGUUCUCUGGUGGAUAUGGACAAGUUCCUAGGCCUCGUGGGCCAAACAUUGAGAUGAAAAGAGGUGACUGGAUUUGCCCCAGGUGUAAUUUUAUGAAUUUUGCAAGAAACGUGAAGUGCCUUGAAUGUGAAGAGGCACGACCAAAGGGGCAUUUGACAGGCAGAGAGUGGGAAUGUCCUCAAUGUGACUUCCUCAAUCAUGGGAGGAAUCAAGUAUGCUUGAGAUGUGAAUGCAAGCAUCCUGGACAGAUGUCAUCCACAGUCCCCUCUGGAUUUGGUUCAGGUCAUGGUACUGUUGAUGAUGCUAAUAAAGUUGAUAUUGAGAGGAGGUUAGCUGCCAAUGAAGAGAAGGCACAGAGGUGGUUCAAAAAAGUCUCACAGCUAGAUAGCACUUCAGAUGUGAACAGUGCUAUGACAGAUGAAGAUUUCCCUGAGAUUAUGCCACUUAGGAAGGGAGUGAAUAGAUUUGUUGUGAGCACGAAGAAGACGCCUCUGGAUAGGAGGCUGGCCAAUGCUCAAAACAGAAGUAACUUGACUUCUGAGGUAACUCCAAAUGUUGAUGAUAACCGCAGUUGGGAUGCAAACAAGCGAUUUGAUUCACCUUUUUCCAACUCACCAUCUCCACAGCAAGGACAGCCUGGAGGAAACAAUUCUGGUUAUGUUGCUUUUAGGCCUUUACCUGAUGAUAUGUUUGCCAAGAAACCCGGAAUUUCUGAAACUGAGGCAGACAACAUGGUGACAGGUGGGGCCGCUUCUCUUGCUUCAAAUGCUAGAGAGCAGGGUUCUUCUACUUCUGGAGUCAACGUCACUGGUAAAUCAGGAGCUGGUUUACCACCUUCUCAUGGGCCAGUUAUCGAGACCGAGAGCCAAGAUAAAGAAAGAGGAGGAGAAGAAAAAUCUGAGAGAUGGUUCAGGCGAAUUGCAGAAUUACAUGAUGCCCGAGAUUUGCCAUCUGCAGUUCCUGACCAAGAUUUCUCUGAGACAAUGCCCGUGUGUAAGGGAGAGAACCGAUUUACAGUCGGAAGGAUGAAAGAUCGUUCUUUGACUUCUCCAACGUACAAAAGACGUGCCGCAAUGGAGCAAGCUAGCAAAUCCAACUUUGUUCCCUUUGUUCCAUUCCCACCUGGGUAUUUUGCCAAGAAGGAAAACCAGCAGCCUGACUGGGAAAAUGCUACUGAUAAAGCUUCUUUGGAAAUGGCAUCAACUCUUGCAUCUCCGAAGAAGCUUCCACUGGAGGCAAAUGAUUCAAGUUUGAUGCCGCAUAAUGGCACUGUUCAAUCAAUGGAAAACCGGCAAAUUGAUAGUGGGAACUGGAAUAUGAAACCUCCUGUAGAGAACUUAACUCCAAAUAGUUUAACCAUGAGAAAAGGGACACAUAAUGUUGGGAUGCUGCAGGACUUGAGCAAUCCUCAGACAAGUAGCGGAAGUAGUGGAGGUGCUGGAUUAUUUAAAGAUGGUAGAGAUACAAGAGAGACGACAAAUCAGGUGAGCAGUUCACGCCAACCAUCAGAAAGUUUCAAUGUGAGAGAGCAUUGGAGAGGUAAGAGCUUGGAGGGUUCAGCAGUGAAAGAACCUGAUCCUCUGGACAUGUCAGAGGAGGCAAAGGCAGAAAGGUGGUUCCGACGUGUUGCCCAGAUUAAGGACAUUUCAGAGCUGAGCCAAAUACCAGACGAGGAUUUCCCAUCAAUAAUGCCAAUGCGGAAAGGAGUGAACAGGUUUGUGGUGAGCAAGAGGAAGACGCCAUUAGAGAGGAGGCUGACUUCUUCUCAGUAUAGAAGGAAUCUCCCUGUUGUGACCUCUGAUCCUGUGAAGAAUGAAGAAUAAGUGACAUCAAGUUUAUCCAAUUGUUGUAAUGCUUUAUAAAAUCAUUACUUAACAAAUUUUUUUAACUUGAUAGUUUUUUUUAAA
Messenger RNA from Syzygium oleosum, 2785 nucleotides. Its product is annotated as zinc finger protein VAR3, chloroplastic. Gene Ontology annotation, cellular component: cytoplasm. NCBI's taxonomy places the organism in Eukaryota, Viridiplantae, Streptophyta, Magnoliopsida, Myrtales, Myrtaceae. The record is from RefSeq and is a predicted model, not a curated record. Bases 92 to 2701 code for a protein of 869 amino acids. The transcript is spliced from 5 exons. Gene Ontology annotation, molecular function: mRNA binding.